Molecule: messenger RNA, 1809 nt
Organism: Setaria italica (foxtail millet)
Lineage: Eukaryota; Viridiplantae; Streptophyta; Magnoliopsida; Poales; Poaceae
Product: probable glucan 1,3-beta-glucosidase A
Biological process (GO): establishment or maintenance of cell polarity; actin filament bundle assembly; cell migration
Cellular component (GO): actin cytoskeleton; cytoplasm
Molecular function (GO): hydrolase activity, hydrolyzing O-glycosyl compounds; actin filament binding
Source: RefSeq, a predicted model, not a curated record
UCGGCUAUCUGCUAGUCAUUCAGCAUGGGCAGCGUCGCGCUUCUCCUCCUCGUCUGCUCGUCCUGGCUCGUGAGCAUGGCCGCGGCGGCGCCAGGACCGCCAAUCCGGGCGGUGAACCUCGGCGGUUGGCUCGUGACGGAGGGCUGGAUAAUGCCGUCCCUUUUCGACAACAUUCCCAACAAGGACCUCCUGGAUGGCACCCAGCUCCAGAUCAAGUCGACCACCCAGAACAGGUACCUCGUCGUCGAUCAGGGCGGCGCCUCCGCCAUCCUGGCCGACCGGAUUCAGGCGUCCAGCUGGGAGACCUUCAGGCUGUGGAGGAUCAACGAGACGACGUUCAACUUCAGGGUGUACGGCGGUCAAUUCUGGGGCGUCGACAGCAACGGCGCCCUCGUGGCGACGGCCACCACACCGGGGCCAUCGGAGACGUUCCAGAUCGUGCGCCGAGACAGCGACAAGACCCGGGUGCGCAUCAGGGCACCAACUGGGCUCUUCUUGCAGGCGAAGACCAUGGCAUCAGUAACAGCGGACCGUGCUGGCGAGUACACAGACUGGAGUGACAAUGAUCCAUCAGUUUUUUUAGUAAAUAAUGUCGGCAACUUAUACGGGGAGUACCAGAUAUGCAAUGGCUGUGGCAUAGCAAGAGCAACGCAGGUGCUCAGGAGUCACUGGGACACAUUCAUAACUGAGGAUGACUUCAAGUUCAUCGCGUUAAGUGGGCUCAACGCAGUGAGAAUCCCUGUUGGAUGGUGGAUUGCCAGUGAUCCAAACCCUCCUCUUCCUUUCGUUGGAGGCUCUCUCCAAGCAUUGGAUAAUGCAUUCAGAUGGGCACGGAACUACAACAUUGGUGUUAUUGUGGAUUUGCACGCUGCACCGGGGUCACAAAAUCCAUAUGAUCACAGCGCGACCAGAGACGGCUCGCAGGAGUGGGGCACCACCGAUGCAAACAUCGCCCAAACCGUGCAAGUCAUCGAGUUCCUUGUGUCGAGGUACGCGAACAACACAGCCCUCCUGGCCGUCGAGCUGCUCAACGAGCCGUUGGCGCCGGGCACAACCUUGCCUGCUAGCCUGACCAAAUACUACCAGGAUGGCUACAACGCCGUGCGCCGGUACACGCCGACAGCCUACGUGAUCAUGUCUAACAGGCUACAGAUAGCAGACCAAAAAGAGCUCCUCCAGUUCGCCAGUGGCUUCCCGGGCGCCGUCCUAGACGUGCACUACUAUAACCUGUUCGAUAGCAAGUUCGAAAACCUCACGGUAGAGCAGAACAUCGACUUCGUGCGGAACAACCGCUCCGCUGACCUCGCCACCAUCACAAACCAGAAUGGGCGCCCUCUCACUUUUGUGGGAGAAUGGUCGGCUGCGUGGGGAGUGCAAGGUGCAAACCCGACGGACUACCAGAGGUUUGCGCGAGUCCAGCAAGAUGUUUACGGGAAUGCUACCUUUGGAUGGGCCUACUGGACGCUUCAGAAUGUCAAUGCAGUUUGGAACAUGACGUUUAUGAUUCAGAAUGGAAUCAUCACGCUGAAAUAAAUCUAGAGGUCACUGCAAACAUAUAUACGUAUUACAAUAAGUAUAGCCAUACUAGAAUAAACAAGCCGUUGUUGACGUCAGUAUAGAAUAAUGAACCUUGGAGCUGCAGGUAUAUCAUAUAUGUACGGGGGAUAGCAACUCAAGCAGAUCUGACCUCCUGAUCACAUCAUCAUUUAUUGGGAUUCAGAAAUCAUCUCACAAGCUGUACCACUGAUAAGUAAUAAAAGUGUAAUGACGUCUAAACAAAAUGUGACUAAAUAUGUACGUUAUGUUGGA